Molecule: messenger RNA, 5178 nt
Organism: Symbiodinium natans
Lineage: Eukaryota; Dinophyceae; Suessiales; Symbiodiniaceae
Source: the annotation of a GenBank genome assembly
AUGGCCAGCGCUGAAGAAGUUGCGGCCUUGAGAGCACAGCUCCUCGAACUUAACGAGGGUUUGAAAAGAGCGAAUGCCGCGUACCAGGCUCAGCAAGAGAGAUUGUCUAGGACCGAACAAGCCUUGGCAGCAGCGCAACUUACCGCACAAUCAGCGGGUGCAACAGCGCAAGCAGCAGGAGUUACGGCGCAGGCUGCAGGAGCUGCGGCUCAGGCUGCAGCGUCGCCAAAAGAAAGCAAACAACUGAUACAUCCCAGCAAUGUGCCAAAACCGCAUCAGUACAAUGGAAAAAAAGAAGAGUGGGAAAAGUUUCGGCAUGUGUUCACAGCCUGGAGCUCAACAGUGCAUGCUGAUUAUCCUGCGUUACUUGACAAGUAUGGGGCCUCCAAAGAACCUGUAGAUGAUGCUUCGUUUUCGCCAGAAGAAGAUCAGCUUUCAAAGGCCAUGUACACUUUCCUGAUCCAGUACUGCCCUGAACCCACCAUGGGUGUAGUAGGCCAAGGGCUUCACAACGCCAAUGGCUUUGAGGUUUGGAGGCGGUUGGUUCAGCUCAGCGAGCCGGCCUACAGAACAAAGGCAUGGGUGUGGAGGCGACACUUGGCCAAUCCCAAUUUCCCUUCAGAUCCUGCGUUGUGGAGUUCGGCUUUGCAUCAAUGGGAAUCAGAGCUGAGAGAGUUUGAGAGAGCGUUCAAGACACCAAUGUCAGAAGAAGAGAAGAUUUCGAUCAUUGCACAUGUUGCGCCAAAGGAGUUGCAGCAGAGCAUUUUCAUGCACAGCGACGCACUUGACACGUAUGGUAAAAUUAGGGGGUACAUCGAACAGUACCUGAUCAACAAGAAUCUUUGGAAAAGGCCACAUGGAUCCCAGUUUGGUUUGACCAAGGUUACCAACAAAGUUGCGGACAACCCUGUUGACGAUGGAGGUCCAAGGGACAUGGAGAUAGGAACGGGAGGUUCGAGUACAGUGGGAUCUGUUGCGCCGUACUCGCCGGACAACGUUAUCUUUUCCGUGUGUGAGGACAGAAUCGCAGCAGUCAGGACCCAUGAUGACUUGCAUUAUGUUUUGAUUGAUUCUGGAGCGUGUGAAAGUGUAGCAAAGGUUGGUGAUUUCAAAGAACCGGUUGACAAGAGCGGGGCGAGACCGCUUUACAGUGUGCAAGGCACCCCGUUGAACGUGUACGGGAAGCAGUACCCACAUGUUGCCGUAGGUAAUCUUCAGGGGGUGAUGGAGAUGACGGUGACAGAUGCUGCUGAGAGUUUGUUGUCGGUGCACAGUCUGGUGCAGAGAGGCCACCAGGUACACUUCACACCGGAAGGAUGCCACCUGACUACAAAGGACGGUGAGCGCAUUCCUUUGGAGUUGCAUGGUAAGCGUUGGUACCUCCGACUGAAGAAGGUUGGAGCCAGCUCCGGGGAACACCGGCCUGGAGACAGGGUAGCACCUGUGGCACCAGUAGACCGAGGUAGAGACGACGACGAGGGAGUGGACAGCUGGAGACGGGAAAGCAAGGAUGGAGACGAGUACCUGAUCAGAGUCCACAACUCACGUCGGGUUUGCUUGUUCUCACCUGACAGGGUGAAGGAUCUACCCGUGCCGCUGGCAAGGAUAAUGCCAGGAAGGUUGACAAAGAUCGUAUAUGCCUUGGAUGGUGCGACCGAGGACCACCAAGGAGUGUGGACUGAAAAGAGGUUGGCCACCAAAAGCAUGAAGAAGGCAUGGACUGGCGAAUCUUGGUUCAAACUCAAGCCGGAGCCGGAACCGCUAGUGAACGCGGACAAAACGGAUGACAAGGAUGCGUAUGUGGAAUGGGACAUCUAUCAACCAAGUGACGUGGAGAAAGAGACGGCUGAUGACCUGUCGUUUCUUCGUGAGUUGGAGAGACCGGUAGAAAGGCAUGUGCUGGAUGAUGGUGAUGUUGAGCCCUCCCCUGAGGCAGUGGCAGUGCCCUAUCAGCCCACAGAUGCUGAGAAGCAGUUGCACAGAUUGCAUCAUGCAAACUUUGAGCCGUGGUGCGAAACUUGUGUGAAAGGGCAAGGAAGGGGCAAGCCACACUACAGGGCAAAGGAGGACUCAAAGAAUCACAUCGUGUAUUCGGACUACAUGUUCUUCACAAAGGACGGGACACAGGUGGCAAAAGACACAAAGGAAAAAGGACUCAUAACAGUCCUAACCGCCAUCGACAAGGACAGUCAGUAUCCUUUUGCGUCCGUUGUUCCAGCCAAAGGCGCGGGGGCUUUCGCAGUGGAUGCAAUGACCAAGUGGCUUGAUCAGCUAGGAUGGGAUCAGGUGAUGGUGCAAAUCGACCAAGAGAAUGCACUAGGCAGCUUGUACGAGAAGGUCAAGCUUAAGAUGCAGAACAAAAUGAAAAUCCGGAGGUCGCCAAAGCACAGUUCACAAUCACUUGCUGACGGCGAAAUGGUCAAUGGUUUGAUCGCCGGUAAAAUUCGGACAUGGAUGGCAGAGAUAGCAACAGGCUAUGGUGAAGGUUUGAGGUGUGAUGGGAUGUUGUUCCCAUGGGUGGUGCGGCAUGCUGCAUGGACACUUGCGAGAUAUCACCUUAACAAGUCCAAGACAACACCGCACAAAGUGAUUUGUGGACAUGACUACGUGGGCGAGUUGGUACCGCUGGGGGAGACGGUCAUGGCAAAGUUCUCAGCAAGUCAGCAGAAGGCGGCGCCUCGAUGGACUAAGGGAAUCUACGCGGGAAAGACGCUGAUGUCGGACGAACACUUGGUGUUGACGAGUGCUGGAGUUGAGACGGUGCGGACAGUCCGCAGACUGCCAGCAGGGUCCCAAUUUCAGCUUGAGACCUUGAAACAGGCGCGGGGAGUGCCGUGGAACACUUUGGAAGGAGUUGAUCGGAUCAAGCCUGCUCAGGAGAAAUCACGGCCAGCGGCGUCAGCGCUGCCAACCGCAGAGCCUGAGGAGCUCUACGAUUUCCAUGGGGAAAGUGGACCAAAAGCAGCAGUGCCAGUGAUCAUGCUUCCUGCACCACGAGUAGAGACCCAGGAGGGACCAGUGGUGAAGAAAGCGCGCACAGAUGCUGCGACAGCUGCGCCGGGUGACACCGGAAAGCCUGGUGAGAAUGGGGGACCGGAGAGGUUCAACAUAGCAACUCCAGGUGAAAGUAUGGCCACAGGAAGUGAGGCGCAGAGCAUGGAAGUGUCAAGGGCAAACUCAGAUGCAUCAAUGAGGGCACCAGGUGAAGCAUCUCAAAGAAUGAUCUCAGCGAUUGCAAAUGAUGGCGAAUGGGACAUGAAAGGCACCAGGAGUGUCACGAAGGAAGACAUAAUGAACUACAGAAGAUGGGUCAAGCAACACCGGGACUGCUUCAGCAAGGUGAUGGUCGCCAACAUUAUGGACUACCUUGACACCCUCUCGCCCAAUGAGAUGGAUCUCCAAGAAGCUCGCAGGGAGGAAAUCCGCAAGCUUAACGAUGUCUUUGGAGCUUUCACUCCUCGAGACAGGAGGGAACUACCGCGAGACAUCACUAUCUUUGGGCAUCGAUGGGUGGAUAAGGUCAGUGAGGGCAGAGUCAAAAGCAGACUUACAUGCCAGGAUUUCAAGAAGAAGCAGACGUCAGAAGAGAGACACAGUUCUGAAGGAGCAAACAACUUUUGCCCCACGCCACACGCGGUGAGUCGAAAGGUUUUGGAGGUCUACAGUUUGAAAACUGGUUUACCACGCGUGAAGGUGGAUCUCACCUCAGCCUUCCUCAUUGCAAAAGACAGUGGUGAUGACAAAGGACAACCUGUCAUGAUGAGGCCUCCAGCCGAGUGGCUGGAGGAAUAUGACGAGUGGUUGCUAAAGCAAAGCAAAGAGGUCCAGGCAGAGCUGGGUAACGUGCCCAAAGAAAGCAUUGUGUGGCAGGUGGACGGAAACGUGUAUGGGAGACAACCAGCAGCUGCUUCGUACCGAGAUCGACUAGAAGAAAUUCUACUACGCCAGCUUCCAAAGGACAAGUACUCCUUCUCACGCGGGAAGCUAGAUGCUUGUGUUUACAAGUGCAAACUCACAGGCAUAGUACUCAUUCACCAUAUCGAUGACUUUGACGUUUGCGGACCAGAGGAAAUGACGGAUGAUCUUCUGCUCGUGCAGCUACCAAGAAACGGCUGCAAGGUCAAGGUUGGCGAAUAUGAGUACCCAGGUUUGGGAAGCCAAACGUCCACGGAGUAUCUGGGACGCACAAAGAUCAACACGGAAGAUGCGGUGAUCACAAAGCCAAACAGGAAGCACAUCGAGUACAUCCUUAAAAGUUUGGGCCUGGAGGAAGCGAAGAGUUCUUCGGUGCCUGGGCGGAAGCUGGAACUCAAAAAGGACGGCCUGCUGAAUGAACAGGACAAAGCUUUGUUUGCGAGCUGUGUAGGAAGUGCGAUUUACCUCAGUCAAGACAGAGCUGACAUCAAGUACAGCGUGAAAGAACUGGCAAGAAGGAUUCGAGAGCCAAGGGUUUGCGACAUGCAGAAUCUUAAGAUCUUAGGGAGGUAUUUGCAGGGCACAAAAGACAUGGGACAUGUUUCUGUAGCAGAUGCUAGAAAUGAUGAGAGCGUCGACUUGCAUUGCUACUGUGACUCAGACUGGGCCGGGAACGAAGAAGACCGUAAAAGUACUAGUGGGGAAAUCUUGUUUCUAGGAGGGACAGCCGUUGAGUGCAACAGUCACACACAACCCGGAACUCCAGCAACAUCUUCAGGCGAGGCUGAGAUUAGGGCGCUCAACCAUUGUGCUCUUAGUGCAGUGUUUGUACGCAAUCUUGCGCAGGAAGAUUUUGGCAUGACAGUUAAUGUCCCGCGUAUUUGGUGCGAUUCCUCAGCGGCGCUGCAAGCCGCCAAGAAGAUGGGAGUAGGAAAGAUGCGGCACAUUGAAAUAGCACAUCUUGUCAUUCAGGACUUAGUGAAGAACAAGAAAGUGAUCAUAGGCAAAAUUGAGGGAACCGAAAACCCUGCGGAUAUCCUCACGAAAUAUUUGAAGACAGGAGAUGAGAUGAAGAGAGGAACUGAGAGAGUGGGACUGGUUGAUCUGACUGAAAGGGGUUUGGACAACCAUGUCAGCAAAAUGAGCAUGAAAUCGGUGGGAGCGGUUGCAAACAACAAGCCCUGGAAACCGCAGCACAGCUCAAGUCUAAGCAUUAGGCAGUAUCACAGUGCACUCUUGAAGAGCAAGAGAAAGAACACGUAA